AACAAAGAGAAGUGUCAUAAACAAGUGCAUUUGGGAAGUGUCAUUCGACCAAUCCAAAUGGCAUCCCAACCACCUCAGCUUCACUUCGUUCUGUUUCCCCUCAUGUCCCCAGGCCACAUGCUCCCCAUGAUAGACCUGGCAACAACAUUGGCACAGCAUAACACGAUUGUUACCGUAGUCACCACCCCACAUAACGCUUCCCGUUUCUCACAUACCUUUGCUCGUGCUUCCGACUCAGGCCUUCACCUCCGAUUGCUUCAACUCCACUUUCCAUCCCAAGAUGCUGGCUUUCCCCAAGGUUGUGAGAAUUUCGACAUGCUUCCUUCAAUGAGCAUGGCCUGGAGUUUCUUCACUGCCGCAAACACCAUUCUACACGAACCGGCUGAGAAAGUGUUUGGAGAGUUAACACCAAAACCAAACUGCAUAAUCUCUGAUGUGAGUUUCCAUUACACAUCCCACAUCGCCACCAAAUUCAACAUCCCCAGAAUCUCUUUCUACGGAGUUAGUUGCUUCUGCCUCUCGUGGCAGCAAAAACUGUUCACUUCUAAGUUUAUUGAGAGCAUAGCCACGGAUUCGGAGUACUUUUUGAUACCCGACAUCCCUGACAAAGUUGAGAUCACCAAAGCACAGACGCCAAAAGGAUCAACGGAUGAAAACUGGACCGAGUUUGUUGGCAAAAUGGCCGCAGCUGAAACGGCUUCUUAUGGCGUGGUCGUGAAUUCUUUUGAGGAGUUGGAGCCAGCAUAUGCAAGUGAUUUCAAGAAAGUUAAGAAUGAUAAAGUGUGGUGUGUUGGCCCUCUUUCACUCAGAAACAGGAGCCACUUGGAUAAGGCUCAAAGAGGGAACAACACCCCAAGUGAUGAUGCGCAUAACUGCAUGAAGUGGCUUGCGAUGCAGAAACCAAAUUCAGUGAUUUACGUGUGCCUUGGAAGCAUGUGCAAUUUAACACCAUUGCAGUUGAUAGAGCUUGGUAUGGCCUUAGAAGAAUCUAAAAUACCGUUCAUUUGGGUUAUCAGGGAGAGAAAUCAAACAGAAGAAUUGAACAAGUGGAUAAAGGAAUCGAGGUUUGAGGAGAGGAGCAAGGGUUUGGGCCUUUUGGUUCGGGGUUGGGCUCCUCAGGUGCUAAUACUAUCACACCCUGCAAUUGGAGGGUUCUUAACACACUGUGGUUGGAACUCAAGCUUAGAGGCAAUAAGUGCUGGCGUGCCAAUGCUUACGUGGCCAUUGUUUGGGGAUCAAUUCUACAAUGAGAGGUUCAUUGUGCAGAUAAUAAGAGUUGGGGUGCGAGUUGGAGUGGAAAGUCCUGUGAACUGGGGCGAUGAAGAGAAAAGUGGGGUCUUGGUGAAGAAGGAAGAUCUUGUGAGAGCUAUAGAGAAGUUAAUGGAUGAGGGAAAUGAAAGAGAAGAGAGAAGAAAAAGGGUCAGAGAGCUAGCGGAGAUGGCUAAGAGAGCUGUAGAGGGAGGAUCUUCUCACGUCAAUGUGACUCAGCUACUCCAAGAUAUCAAGCAACAGUACUCCAACAAAGACUGACGAUUAUCUUUGGUUAUCAAAAACAGAUUAUCAUAUACUAUUUCCUAAGAAGUUGCUAAUUUGCUCAGCGUAUCAGUAAAAUAUAUUGAUAUCUUUUGUAAUCUUGAUUUUUCUGGAGUGUACCAAAUGAUGCUUGCCCUGUAUUUUAGCUAUCAUUUUAGUCCACUGAGGGUCAAUUAAGGGAUCAACUAAU
Molecule: messenger RNA, 1723 nt
Organism: Cajanus cajan (pigeon pea)
Lineage: Eukaryota; Viridiplantae; Streptophyta; Magnoliopsida; Fabales; Fabaceae
Product: UDP-glycosyltransferase 73C1
Molecular function (GO): UDP-glucosyltransferase activity
Source: RefSeq, a predicted model, not a curated record